Soboliphyme baturini is the source of this 1530-nucleotide messenger RNA. Lineage: Eukaryota; Metazoa; Nematoda; Enoplea; Dioctophymatida; Soboliphymatidae. The record is from the annotation of a GenBank genome assembly.
AUGACGUUCGACGACUUGCUAGUCCGCUAUUUGGGCGGUUUUGGACUGUACCAACGGAUCCAGUAUCUGCUCGUGUGCGUUCCAAUUAUCUUGACGGCGAUGCACGCGCUUUCCUGGUCGUUUACCGCGGAAAACGUGCCCCAUAGGUGUAAGUACGUCGGGGAGAACGACUCUUCAGUGUACAGUGAUGCCUCGCUUUAUAUUGGCAACUUUACUGACACAUGCAGUCCGUCAUGCUGUAGACCGGCGGCGGUCAACACGACUCAUUCGCCUGCGUCGACGGAGGUAGUAUUCGAAAGCUGUGUCGAUGGCUACAAGUUCAACAGCACGUUUCAAAGCGCUGUUAUUAAGUGGAAUCUUGUCUGCGACCGGAAGUGGAUCAGAUCGUUUGUGCAGUCCAUGUACUACGUUGGGCAGUUCAUUGGUUCGUACUGUCUCGGUACGCUGUCAGAUAAGUAUGGCCGUAAAAAGAUAUUUUUCUUCGCCAUCAUGAUACAACUUGCUUGCGGUGUGUCGAUGGCUUUCGUUUCUUUCUGGGAGGUUUUCGCGCUUUUUCGCAUAGGAGUCGGAUUUGCGCAUUCGGGAAUUUUUAUGAUUGCCGUGGUGCUCGGAAUGGAAUUAGUUGCUCCGAAACAUCGCGUUCUUGCCGGUGUUGGGACCGGAAUAUUUUUCUCAAUUGGACAGAUCAUUUUGGGUGCAAUUUUCGGUCUUUUCACUUCGUAUGAAUAUCUCCAGUUGGCGAUCGCUCUUCCUGGAGUUCUAUUCUUUUCCUACUGGUGGUUCGUUCCGGAAUCUGCACGAUGGUUAAUUACGAAGGGAAGGCUGGAGGAUGCUGGAAAAAUACUGACAAAAGUGGCGAAACGUAACGGCCACCAGCUGCCUUCGAAUUGGACAGAAGAAAUCGAGUGCGAGUUACAGAAAGAUACACAAGAAAAUAAGAAACUCACCAUACGCGAUUUGUUCUCCAACAGGAUAGCCGUUUCGUGCGUUUAUUACGCUCUGGCGAUCAACCCCGGUUUUCUUGGAGGAGGACUUAGCGCGUCGUUUAUGAUCGGUGGUGCGUUGGAGAUCGUGUGCAUGGUCAUGGUACUUCUCUUGUUGAACAGUGUCGGUCGGAAGGCACUCCUCAUGUCUGGUUUCCUUCUGUGCAGCCUGCUUCUUUUAACUACGUUAAUGGUGCCUAGUGAAUACGCUACGAUAAAGAUGAUUUUGGUAGUAACAGCGAAGUCACUGGUGGCCGGCGUUUACGCUAUCAUCUACAUCUUUUCGCCAGAGCUAUUCCCAACAAUGAUCAGAAGUACGGCGAUGGGCUGCUGCAGCAUGGUAGCUCGCUUCGGUGCGGUGUCUGCCUCCUACUUUUCCAUGUGGCUGGCCGAUGAUUAUCCGAUUAUUGUCACGCUUAUUUACAGCGCUGUGGCAAUAACCGCCGCGAUGCUGAUCGUGCUCUUGCCGGAAACGUCCGGUAAGCCUUUGCCCGAAACCAUCGAAGACGCUCGAAAUAUGACAAGAUUAUAUGCAGAGACUAGAUGA